Rangifer tarandus platyrhynchus (Svalbard reindeer) is the source of this 315-nucleotide messenger RNA. The record is from the annotation of a GenBank genome assembly. Lineage: Eukaryota; Metazoa; Chordata; Mammalia; Artiodactyla; Cervidae.
AUGCUAAGAGAGACAAACAUCAAAGCCCAUGGCAAUCUGGGCUUCACUGUGUUGUUCACAGACCUUAGGGCCCGAGUUUUCAUAGACCAUCACCGCCUAUUUCCACACCAGCUGCUGACACAUAUCUCUCCUUCCCAUCUCAUUUCAGAAGCAAAAAGGGAAAUGAAAAUAGAGGCCACAGGGCUUUCUUUUCUUGGAAUCUCUGCUGCUAGCCUGUGUAUAACAUCUCAUGUCACAUUUUCUAAAUGCUUCCCAAACAGCCAGUCAGCAGCCAGUCAGCUUCUUAAUUCCUGGGUUUGGAGUCUUUUCUCCUAA